This is a messenger RNA of Pygocentrus nattereri (red-bellied piranha), 1510 nucleotides long. It is a transcript of the gene tmem222a, whose product is annotated as transmembrane protein 222a. The transcript has 6 exons. The record is from RefSeq and is a predicted model, not a curated record. The coding region runs from base 19 to 639 and encodes 206 amino acids. NCBI's taxonomy places the organism in Eukaryota, Metazoa, Chordata, Actinopteri, Characiformes, Serrasalmidae.
UCAGACUGACGAGUGCGCAUGCGCUGUGCGUCACUGUUUACUGUAAUGGCGGAUGUGUCCGCGGUUGACAACAUGAAGAAUUAUCAGAAUUUUCAGGGCACUUUCGACAAAAUAGACAGAGAGCAGAGCAGAUAUCCUUACUGCAUCGUCUGGACACCAAUCCCCGGCCUGACAUGGUUCCUGCCCUUUAUUGGUCACAUGGGCAUCUGCACGUCCACAGGUGUGAUCCGAGACUUCGCAGGGCCGUAUUUUGUGUCUGAGGACAACAUGGCAUUUGGGAAACCAACAAAGUACUGGAAGCUGGAUAAAAACAAAGUGUAUGCAGGGGGCUCAAGCACAUGGGAUGCAGCAGUGCACGACGCGUCUGAAGAAUACAAACACAGAAUGCAUAACCUGUGCUGUGAUAACUGCCACUCUCAUGUCGCCAUGGCGCUGAACCUGAUGCGCUACGAAAACAGCACCUCGUGGAACAUGGUCAAUCUCUGCUUGCUGUCCUUCAUCUACAGUAAACACGUCAGCUUUGUGGGCUUCUUGAAGACGUGGCUGCCCUUCCUCAUGAUCUGCGGAGUCAUCGUCACAGUUACGCUGGCCUUCAAGCUCCAAUCAGCAACACUGGACACAAUGAACCACAGUGGAUAAGACAGCUGUGAAGUGAGAGGGUGAGAGGGGUCACCAUCGGGGGCACUCCAAACCAGCUAGCACUGUAGCAAAAAGGCGAAUGUAAAACGCAUAGUUUAAAGUACCUCAGUGUUAAUUAACACCUCUUUAUGCCAUCAUAUCUCACGGGAGUGACCGCACCUUUGGGCAGACCGACCCACUGAGAGACUUUCACAGCAACUGGCUCUCUGACAUGAAGACCAGCAGCAUACGAAGACGACCAUCAGACCAGACUUGCACCUCACAAGCCUCCUGCUCUGAGAUUGAUUUACCUGGACAUGCUCUGCCCACAAAUGUGUUCCUACAGAACCCUGGGAAAAAUCCCACUUAACCUAAUAAGAAACUGUAGAACCGACUCAGUUUAUAUCACAAUACCUACAUUUAGAGCCAGUAGUUUACACUAAUUUACAUUAGUGUUUUACAGUUUCUCAUUAGAUGUAAUGGGAUUUAAUGGGUAACGUAAAGCUGGUCCCACCUCACAACAGUAGCUACAAAAGAACACAUUUGUGGGUGGAGCCUGGAAAGGGGGAAGUGGUUUAUUAAUUCUUAUUAAUUCUGGUGAUAUUCAGACUUCCUGUUUGCAGAUGAUGCCAUUACUAUUAAUGGUGACCAAGCAACUCCGCUCUGGGCAGUUUUUACCAUAUCAUCUCUAUUAUUAUUCUUUUUUGAUGAUUUUUAUUAUGCAAUACCUCUUGAAAUGGUAAACCUCUGUUAGACACUCCAUCCAGGAUACUAUGUCAUUUUUAAGGUUGACUCUAUAUGUGGCAGAAACAAGGGCUGCUUUUCCUUUUGAUCUCAUUGUUAUUCAUUAUGUCUUUGUGUUUUGAAUUUAAAUACACAUCUACCAUCUGAA